Messenger RNA from Penicillium roqueforti, 498 nucleotides. RefSeq names its product F1F0 ATP synthase subunit delta. Gene Ontology annotation, biological process: proton motive force-driven ATP synthesis. NCBI's taxonomy places the organism in Eukaryota, Fungi, Ascomycota, Eurotiomycetes, Eurotiales, Aspergillaceae. Gene Ontology annotation, molecular function: proton-transporting ATP synthase activity, rotational mechanism. The coding region runs from base 1 to 498 and encodes 165 amino acids. The transcript has 6 exons. The record is from RefSeq and is a predicted model, not a curated record.
AUGAGCUCCUUCCGCUUUGCUCGCUCCGCCCUCCGGGCUCGCCCUUCUUUCCUCGGUGCUCCCGUCCAGCGCCGUGGUUACGCUGAGGCUGUCGCCGACAAGAUCAAGCUGUCCCUGACUCUGCCUCACCAGACCAUCUACCGCUCGACUGGCGUUACCCAGGUCAACCUUCCCGCCGCCUCCGGUGAGAUGGGUGUUCUCGCCAACCACGUUCCCUCUAUCGAGCAGCUCAACCCCGGUCUCGUCGAGAUCAUCGAGGAGAGCGGUGCUACCAAGCAGUACUUCCUGUCCGGUGGUUUCGCCGUCGUCCAGCCCGACUCCCAGCUCAGCAUCAACGCUGUCGAGGGCUUCCCCCUUGAGGACUUCAGCGCCGAUGCUAUCCGCGCCCAGAUCACCGAGGCCCAGAAGAUUGCCAGCGGCAGCGGCAGCGAGCAGGAUAUCGCCGAGGCCAAGAUUGAGCUCGAGGUUCUCGAGAGCUUGCAGGCUCACGUCAAAUAA